Messenger RNA from Striga asiatica, 2265 nucleotides. Lineage: Eukaryota; Viridiplantae; Streptophyta; Magnoliopsida; Lamiales; Orobanchaceae. The record is from the annotation of a GenBank genome assembly.
CUAUCCCGACCUGCCAAAACCCGCGGCCCGCUCGAGGCCGCCCGCUUAGGUCCGCUCUUUGGCGGGCCUUUAAAGCAUCAGCCCAACUCGCCUAGCCUAGCCGUCACGAACCCACCAGAUGACUGGAGACGAGAGAUCGAGAAGACUACAAUCUGUAAUCGACCCACCUGCUUUUGCUUGUGUUGAUCGGAUUUUAGAUAAGGGGAAGAGGGAUUUUUUUUUUUCCCUCUUUUUUUAAUUUUUUUGCGCCGACCCACUUGCUUUUGCUUGUGUUGAUUUUCACCAAAUUGCCUUUGUGAUGCCUUUCAAUGGCCAUUUGCAGCACUCCUCCCCUUACCGUGUCAGGCCUGUAUAACUGACACAACCGCUGGCGCGUCCUGUAGCACAUCAUUUCAUUACACACGCGCGAACAUCUAUGCUUAGCCACCUCAAACAGUUUCACGCCAUCCUCUCUCCUCUUGAAAAAGGUCUUUCUCUUUUCUUUUCGUUAUUCAAUCCAAUUCCUUUUGCUUUCACAAUCGUAAUAAUCUAUAUACACGCGUGCAUGGGCGGUGCGCGAUAGGAUCCGAAUGCGAUUUUAUAUUUGUCAUUCAGAUUAUUUGAUAUUCUAAAUGCUAUUGCAAUUUGCCGAAAAAUAUACACGUCCUUUGGACAGCCCAAAUCGAGAAAACGAUUCCUCUGCUUUCAACUCUCGCUUCUCUCUUCUUCUUCUGUUCGUGCUUUUCUCUUUAUUUUUAAUUUUUUAAAGAGAAAUUGAUUUGGGUUUUACCUUUAAGCGUAUUUUCCCAGAAAAUGGCCCUGCAAGCUUUUCAAAUUGCAGGGGAUAUAUUAAUUAUUUUUCUUAUUCUUAUUUGGAACGCUGUAAUUCAAAUUGGCGGUGAAAUUCCGACGACCCUUGAGGGGCCGUUUAUUCCGGUAACUGUGCCGUUGGAUAAAAGUUUCAGGGGACAUGCAAUUGAUUUGCCCGAUAACGAUCCCAGAGUCCGAAGAAACGUUACAGGUUAUGGGCCUGAGCAAAUUUCAGUUUCCCUAUCCUCCAAUUAUGAUUCAGUCUGGAUUUCUUGGAUUACAGGGAAGUUUCAAAUCGGCAAUAACAUAAAACCGUUGAACCCAAAAACUGUUGCAAGUGUGGUUCACUAUGGAAAGUUGAGAUAUCCUAUGACUCACAAAGCCAAGGGGCAAUCGCUCGUUUACAGUCAACUAUACCCUUUUGAGGGCCUCCAGAAUUAUACUUCUGGGAUUAUUCAUCAUGUCCGUCUUACAGGUCUUGAGCCAAACACUCUAUAUCACUAUAGGUGUGGGGACCCAUCAAUACCUGCAAUGAGUGGGAUUUAUCAUUUCAAAACAAUGCCGGCUUCUUGUCCUAAAAGCUACCCAAGUCGUAUAGCCGUUAUGGGAGAUUUGGGCCUUACAUACAACUCUACUUCCACAGUUGAUCAUUUGGCAAGCAAUAAGCCGGAUCUUAUAUUGUUGGUUGGGGACGUGACCUAUGCUAACUUGUACCUCACAAACGGGACUGGUUCUGAUUGCUACUCUUGCUCAUUUGCUGAUACUCCUAUACACGAGACCUAUCAGCCACGUUGGGAUUAUUGGGGAAGGUUUAUGCAGCCAGUGAUAUCUAAAAUUCCAAUAAUGAUGGUGCAAGGGAACCAUGAAAUAGAAGAACAGGCUGAAAAUCAGACUUUUGCUUCCUACGCUUCUCGAUUCGCAUUUCCGUCUAACGAAAGCGGAUCUUCUUCUCCAUUCUAUUAUUCUUUUAAUGCGGGUGGCAUACAUUUUAUAGUCCUAGGUGGAUAUGUUGCCUACAAUAAAUCAGACGAUCAAUACAAAUGGCUGCAGAAGGAUCUGGCGAAAGUUGAUCGAGAAGUGACUCCAUGGUUAGUUGCCACAUGGCACCCGCCUUGGUACACCACUUUCACGGCACACUACCGAGAGGCUGAAUGUAUGAAAGUUCACGCUUAUGAGAGGUCAAACAGAGUGUACAACUAUACACUUGAUCCAUGUGGACCAGUCUACAUAGCGAUUGGUGAUGGUGGAAAUAGAGAGAAAAUGGCAAUAACGCACUCUGAUGAUCCCGGUUACUGCCCUGAACCAUCUACCACGCCCGAUCAAUUUAUGGGUGGAUUUUGUGCAUAUAAUUUCACGCGGGGCCCAGCUGCCGGCAAAAUGAGACACAUGCUCUUUGGACAUGGCACCGACAUGUACAAUAAAGUUGGGGAUCAGAUUUACGUUGUGAGGCAACCUGGGAGAUGUUCGGUUAAGCCA